AUGGUAACCGAAUCUGAACUAGUUCAUCUUGCACUCUUAAAAAUUAGUCGUUCAAUUUAUAGAGAUAACAAUGAUAGCAUUACCAAUUUUUCUCAACUUCUUGAGUUCCUUAAAGCUGAUCCUUCAUUUCGUAUUUUCAAAAUCAGCUCAGAACAAAAACUUUUGGAUCUAAGAUUUACAUAUUUAACUGAUGUGAAAGAUUUUAUCAUCGGAUUACGACAAUUGCUAUCAGAUGCUGAAAUUGUUGAUCUUAAGUUACAAAAACAGUCCAUAUUAAAAAUUUUACCUAGUAAAUUGUUCGCAGACACAUUUAGCUUAAAAAUUGCUGAAUCCCAAAAUAUUAAUGAAGUUUUUACAAAUCUCCAAAACUUUCUAUUUCAAUAUAAACGAGUAAUUAAGUAUGGAUCAGUAAUCACUUUGCGUAAUGUUGAGACCGGUAAGCUAUUAUCAAGUUCGCUGGAUAAAUAUACUGGUGGAUCAAAACAACAUUGGGCAUUUGCAGUGGAGCGUCGCCCAACUGAUUACGAAUUAUGGACUAUAAUGCCAGAAGUUUUUAAAAGUGGAAUAAUUCCAGUAUAUGGUGGCAACAAAGAAAUAGGGUUACCAGUAUAUUAUGGGGACAUAAUAACGCUUAGAAACAAUGGUACUGGACAAAAAUUACAUUCUCAUCAUUAUAAAUCCCCAAUAACUUCUCAACAAGAAG
Racocetra fulgida is the source of this 703-nucleotide messenger RNA. The record is from the annotation of a GenBank genome assembly. NCBI's taxonomy places the organism in Eukaryota, Fungi, Glomeromycota, Glomeromycetes, Diversisporales, Gigasporaceae.